UGGUUAGUCUGCGAGGAAGUAUCCUGGACCUGGAAAGAGUAGUAUCAUAUUUAAAAUGACUCUUUAUGAGAAGAAAGAGGAGGAUGAAGAUAUUCACACACACAAAUCAGCAUCUGCAGAACUCGGCUGUGUGUCUAUGAAGAGUGACGCAUCCGCGGGGAUACGACCUAAUCUCAGUGAUGGAGCAGAGACCUCUGACUCUGAUAGUACUGCCCCUAAAAUGGGUCUUUGUGAAAAGAUUGAGGAGGAGGAUGUCCACACACACAAAACAGCAUCUCCAGAACCCAGCUGUGUGUCUAUGAAGAGUGAUGUGUCCAUGGGGAUACCACCUGAUCUCAGUGAUGGAGCAGAGACCUCUGACCCUCAUACUGCCUGUAAAAUCAAUCUGUCUGAGCAGAGAAAGGAGUUUUCUGCUCGGAAACGUAAAGCAGCAUCUCCAGAAGCCAGGUGUGUGUCUAUGAAGAAAUGCAGAUCCAUGCAUCAUCUCCCUGAAGUCAGUGGUGGAGCAUUGACUUCUGACCCCGAAUUGAAGAGAGAUGAUAUGAUUAGAUCAGUGAUGCGACGUCAGACCCUCAUCAGGCAAAGAGUCAAAGACCAACACAAAUCCAGCAUGAAGAGGAGGUAUGAGAGCUUAUUUGAGGGAAUCAAACCAGAAGGGAAUCAAACCCUCCUGAACAGGAUCUACACGCAGCUCUACAUCAUAGAGGGAGAGAGUGAAGGAGUGAACGAAGAACAUGAGGUUUUACAGAUGGAGAAAAGACCCAGAACACCAGACACUCCAAUCUACUGCAAUGACAUCUUUAAACCUAUACAUGAACCAGGACCUGAGGAGCAAAGAAAACAGAAGAAAGACCAAAUCAAGUCUGUUCUGACUAAAGGCAUCGCUGGAAUUGGAAAAACCGUCUCUGUGCAGAAGUUCAUUCUGGACUGGACCGAGGGAAAAGCCAAUCAGGAUGUAGAUUUUAUGUUUGUGCUUCCAUUUCGAGAACUGAACUUGAUUAAAGAUCAUCAGUACAGUCUUCACAGACUUCUGCUGGACUUUCAUCCUGAACUUCAAGAUCUGGACUCAAAGAUUUAUGAGGAGUGUAAAGUUGUGUUCAUCUUUGAUGGUCUGGAUGAAAGCAGAAUCACACUGAUGUUUACAGACAGACAGAAAGUCUGUGAUGUGAAUGAGUCUUCAUCAGUGGGUGUGUUGAUGUCAAACCUCAUCAGAGGAGAGCUGCUUCCCUCUGCUCUCAUCUGGAUCACCUCCAGACCAGCAGCAGCCAAUCAGAUCCCCUCAGAAUACAUCAACCGUGUGACAGAAAUUCAGGGAUUCAAUGAGCAUCAGAAGGAGGAAUAUUUCAGGAAGAGAAUCCGUGACGAGCAUCAAGCCAGCAGAAUCAUCUCACACAUUAGAAGAUCAAGAAGCCUCCACAUCAUGUGUCACAUCCCCGUCUUCUGCUGGAUCUCAGCCACUGUGCUUCAGAACCUCCUGAAACAAGAUAGCAGUGCAGAAAUCCCUCAAACUCUGACUGAAAUGUACAUCCACUUCCUGCUGACUCAGAUCAACAUGAGGAAUCAGAAGUAUGAUAGGAGAAAACCAAAGAAACUUCUGAAGUCUAACAGAGAUGUGAUUUUGAAACUUGCUGAGUUGGCUUUCAAACAGCUGAUGAAGGGCAAUGUGAUGUUCUAUGAGGAGGACCUAAUUGAGAGCGGCAUAGACGUCACUGACGCUGCGGUGUAUUCUGGGAUUUGCACCGAGAUCUUCAGAGAGGAAUCUGUGAUUCAUCAGAGAAAAGUCUACUGCUUCAUUCAUCUGAGCUUUCAGGAGUUUUUAGCUGCUUUCUUUGUAUUUUACUCACAUUUACUCAGGAAUAAGGAAUCACUGAGGUUGUUUCUGUAUGAAGGAUAUAAGUGGAAAAAAUCUCUGUAUGAUCUACUAAAAGCAGCAGUUGAUAAAUCCUUACAGAGUAUUAAUGGAAAUCUGGAUCUUUUCCUGCGGUUCCUGCUGGGCGUCUCACUGGAGUCCAAUCAGAGACUCUUACAGGAUUUACUGACAGAGACAGACACCAACAUCUCAGAGACCAUCAAGAGAGUCACACAAUACAUUAAAGACAAAAUCAAGGGUGAUGUACGUCUCUCAGCAAACAGAUGCAUCAAUCUGUUUCUCUGUCUGCUGGAAAUGAAGGAUCAGACUCUGUUCAGAGAGAUUCAGGAGUUUGUGAAAUCAGGGAAUCACUCAGUGAAUCGACUCUCUCCCGGUCACUGCUCAACAAUCGCCUACUUGCUUCAGAUAUCAGAGGAGGUGCUGGAUGAGUUUGAUCUGAAGAAAUACAACACAUCAUGCGAGGGUAGAAGGAGACUGAUACCAGCUGUGCUGAACUGCAGAAAAGCUCUACUAGCUGGCUGUAAUCUCAGUGAUCAGCACUGUAAGAGUUUGUCUUCAUGUCUACAAUCAUCCAACUCUUCACUGAGAGAUCUGGACCUGAGUAACAAUGACCUGCGGGAUUCAGGAGUGAGGCUUCUGUCUGUUGGACUGAAGAGUUCACACUGUCAACUCAACAUACUGAGGUUGUCCAUCUGUAAUCUCACUGGUCAGUGCUGUGAAAGUUUGUCUUCAUCUCUACAAUCAUCAAACUCACUGAGAGAGCUGGACCUAAGUAACAAUGACCUGCAGGAUUCAGGAGUGAAACUUCUGUCUGUUGGACUGAAGAGUUCACAUUGUCAACUCCUACUGAGACUUGCUGGAUGUAAUCUCACUGGUCAGUGCUGUAGAAGUUUGUCUUCAUCUCUUCAAUCUUCAAACUCACUGAGAGAGCUGGACCUGAGUCACAAUGACCUGCAGGAUUCAGGAGUGAAACUUCUGUCUAAUGGGCUGAAGAGUUCACACUGUCAACUCAACAUACUGAGAUUAUCUGGCUGUAUGGUGACAGAGGAAGGCUGUUGUUUUCUGGCUUCAGCUCUGAGUUCAAACCCCUCACACCUGAGAGAGCUAGAUCUGAGCUACAAUCACCCAGGACAAUCAUUAGUCAAGCUGCUCUCUGAUCCAAACUACAGACUGGACAAACUCAAUGUGGAUCGUGGAGGAGAGAUCAGGAUUACAGCAGGACUAAAGAAAUAUGCAUGUGAUCUCAUACUGGAUUUAAACACAGCAAACACUCAUCUGUCUCUGUCUGAGAGGAACAGAAAGGUGUCACAUGUGGAAGAGAAGCAGCCGUAUCCUGAUCAUCCAAUGAGAUUUGAUGAGUGUCUUCAGGUUCUGUGUAGUGAGAGUCUGACUGGACGCUGUUAUUGGGAGGCUGAAAUGAGCGGAAUGGUUUAUAUAUCAGUGGCCUCUAAAGGAAUCAGAAGGAAUGGAAAGAGUAAUGAGUGUGUGUUUGGAUCCAAUGAAAAUUCCUGGACUCUGAAAUGUUUUAAUAACAGGUUUACUGUCAGUCAUAACAAGACCACAAUCAUAUAUGACUCUUCAUGCUCUAAGAGAGUAGGAGUUUAUCUGGACUGGUCGGCUGGCCAUCUGUCCUUCUACAGCGUAUCUGACACACACACUCUCACACGCUUACACGCAUUUAAAACCACAUUCACUAAACCCCUCUAUGCUGGAUUUGGGGUAGAAUCUGGUAGUUCUGUGUUUCUGUUACCUCUUUUUCCACCAGCAUGAACCAGGUGCUAGUUCAGAGCCAGUGCUAUUGCCAGUUCAGAGUUGCUUUGUGUCUACUAUGAACCGGUUUGCCUUUCCAUGAACUAGAGAGCCACCACAGAGCCAGAUCUUACGUCACUGAAUACAGCUAAUUUUUCUCAGCAAUGCUAGCGUAGUAGCACCAAACACACUAGGCUUGCUCAAGAUGCAUCGGCGCCGCACGACACCAAAGCACCGUGAGAGCGAUUGGAGAGCAGACGACACUUUAAGCAUUUGAAUUGCUCUUGCAGUACUUCGACACCACACACCGAAGGGUCCGCGCAUAUCCCGAACAAACCUAAUAUCAACAAUGGUGGAUGUUGCGUUUCUGUUGAUGUUUAUGGUUUUGCGAAUCUAAAUCGGCAUCCAAACACGGCGAAUCCAACAUGUUUGUGUUUAGCGCCAUUUUUUAAAUCGCAGCUUUCUGUUUGUCUUGUUAGUCAUGGUAAUCCCACCCCUGGCCCCUGACGCAAGUGGUUCUUACUUCUAGACAAGCCACGUUUUGGUGCUACUUAUGAACCACUUUUUCUGGUUCUGAGCUGUUGCUUUGGGUGUUGAAAGACAAACUGAUUUGAAACUAGGCUCUGGCUCUGAACCAGCACUCAAACUGCCUUGGUGGAAAAGGGGUAUGUAUAUAUAUUAAACUGUUUCCAUCAAAAAACACACAGCUGAGUAAAAGAAACAUAUCUCUUUAACUCACACAGCUGUAAACUCUUUCUCCCUUCUAAUCUUAAUUUCAGCGCGUAUAUAGAAACACAUAUACAUUGACGUAAGUCUAAAUGAAACACUACAGACUACUUAUUGUGUUUUUAUAAAGACAUUUGAAUGCGGUUCGAAAUGACACUUUCUUUCUGAGUCUGAGCAUCACCUGGAGGAAGAUUUAGAUUCUCACUCACAGGAAACGGCUCUUAGUAACAGCUUGGUCUGUUACUAUGGUAACUGAGGGUCAGUGGCCUGUUGCAUAAAAUUAGCUGAACCAACUCUGAGUUUCAGAGUAGGUUUAGAGUUGACAAAAUCAAAAACAAAUCCAGACUGGUUGAGAUCAGAUUCAGCGGGCUCACAAAGCUCGAUAUAAUCAUUUUGUGUUAACUCUGAGCUUGAUCCAAAGGUUGUGAUUAACUCUGGAGCUCAUGCAUCUAAGAAUGUAAGUGAUACGUGAUACAAACAGCCAAUCAUAGGGAACAUGGAAAGUGUCAGUUUGGUUCACUUCUCAUGAGAGAAUUCACUUUUCUGCUGAAUCUAUGCCAUUAUUAAAAAUAUAAUGAAUUUAAAUGUAUUUACAAGGCAGGAAUAAACACUGUUGCUGCAGCAGAAAGCAAAUAUCUAUGUAAAUGAAUCAAGUAAUUUAAUUUAUUUUCACAAAGCUCAAAAGAAAUCAUAAGUUUAGUGACUUUAAAAGCUUUUUUUAUUUUAUAUAUAUAUAUAUAUGUAUAUGUGUUUUGUCUGUCUAGUGUCAUGGCGGACGCCGGGUCUAUCUAUGUUUUGUGUAGUGUCAUGACGGACGCCCAAAAUCCACUAUAAUUUAAAAAUAAUACUGUUUUGUGUCACGAAUGCAGCUUUAAGGAUUUUUUUAGGCGAGAAUGUGCUUGCUUGGACUUAAAAUAUGUGGUUUGUUAAUAAAGAUAAGGUCUAUUUGAAAAUUUGCUUCAACAUUUCUUUAGUUCUGCACAAAAGGGGGCUUUCAAAGAUACUCUGUUGUUGUUUCUAAAUUAUUUACAUACACGUGCCGUUGAACUGUUGUAUUAACGCAAUAUCACACUCGUAGACGUGAGAUAUGGCUGUAUAUCGCCACGGCUGUAAAAAGUAUUAAAAUGGCCCAAAAAAAAACGCAACCCAUGGCUCUGUAAUUUUUCCCGCGACUGUAUUUUCAAAAUAGCCCGCCACCCUGCCUGG
Molecule: messenger RNA, 5551 nt
Organism: Onychostoma macrolepis
Lineage: Eukaryota; Metazoa; Chordata; Actinopteri; Cypriniformes; Cyprinidae
Product: NLR family CARD domain-containing protein 3-like
Exons: 11
Coding region: 56-3640 (1194 amino acids)
Molecular function (GO): protein binding
Source: RefSeq, a predicted model, not a curated record